AUGUUAACUAUCAUGGCUGCUACAGCCAAUAUGUGUCAGAAUGACUCCCAAGCGAGCGAACCACCUCUUUCUGGAAGUUUUGGAAUCAAUGGACUUACUAAUCUUUAUCUUUUGAAUAUUGCGGAAGACCAAGAAAAUGAAUUACUCUAUUUUAUUGGAAGAAUUGGGCUUCCUGGUUCAUUUAGCACAAUCAUCUACAAGGCUGACCCUGAGUUAACCAAACUCAAAGUGAUGACUUAUGAUAUUCAGUCGCAUCACAAUUUCUUUGCUAUAACUCAGAACAAAGACUUUAUGUACAUUCUUAGUAUUACAGGGGGAAAGAUAUUAGAAGUCAGGACUUCAGACUUGAUGAUAUCAAGAGAGUUGUCAGUUAGUUCUGGCUUUGUUAAUGGGCAUUCAGGGAUGGAAUUGAUAAAUAACCUCUACUUUAGUCUCAGUUUGAAUUCAGCAAUGCAUAUUUGCAGAUGGGACACUUCAAAUCCCAAUCUGGACUGAUUCGAUUUUGGAGUAUACAAGCCAGCCAACUUUGCUCAGAUCAGCGACGAAUUGAUGUUCUGUGGGUCGAUCGAUACAGUUGCAGAUCAGUACUACCUAGUGAAUUACAACUUCUCUUCAUCUAGCCUGGUCUGGAAGAAGAGCAUUGACUGUCCAACUUCAGGUUGAGAAGACAAAUAUAGUAGCUCCCUUUUGAGUGGAAAUGAGCAAUGGCUCUACACAAUGAUUCUAUAUGAUAGAAAUUUUAUUUUUUACAAGCUAAGUGUGGCUGAUGGAAAUUCCCAGAAUUCUGGGCUGGUUUGGAAUGAUAGUGGAUUUUACAAUAGUUAUUCAAUGGAAGAGUUUACUAAUUUCAUUGCUGUUCAAAUUGAUAGCAGCUCGCUAUCUAAUGGAAAAAGAUUGAUCCUGAUAAAUUCUUCUAAUACAGAAAUUCUGAAAGAAUACAAAUCUAUAGGCUCUAGGGCUUAUGCUGUUGGAAGAUUAUUGUACAAAGGUGAAGAACUGAUAUAUCAGACUGGAACAAUUAUAACCAAUGAUACAUUCUUUAUGACAAGAUCAUCUACAGACAAAAUCAGUCAGCUGAAAGAGUUUGAAGAAGACACUCCUCUCUUCAGCCCAGUUACCACUGAUUAUCUAGUGUCAUCAACAACAUCGAACCCAGACAUAUCUCCAAGUACUAAGACUCUCACUAUCUCAGCCUCAUCACCAGUUGUAACAACUGACCUUACUUCUUCAGCGAAUCCUUCAUUUGCUACUUAUGUGGCUUUGUGGAAUCAAGAUUAUACCCAGUCAGUUCAGAGUAACACUUCGGUGAAACUAGAUUUCACCUGGGCAUGAAUUCAGUCUGGAGAAUACACUGACAUUAGUUUCAGCCUAGCUCAGACUGAUUCUCAUUCAAUCCCUGAAUGGGUUCAGUUGGACGCUGACAACCAAGAGUUGUACCUUAACACAACUCCUAAAUUGGAUACUCCAAAAAUCUUUUUCUUUUCUUUGAAAAUCUCGUUUGAUAGCGAAGUGCAUUAUAAGAAGUUCGAAAUUACUGUGGAAGAGUGAUCAAUUGAGCACUGUGAAAUCUGAAAAUUAGGGAGUCCUAAUAUUUGAGAGACAUGAGUUGAUGGUUAUCAAAGUUCUAAUCCACAAAAAUCUUGCUCCAAAAUAGGCGCUAUGGCUAGAACAACUAAAACUGCUGCUGCUUUGGUAGUAUCAAGCGUCAUACUUGCAAGUGCUUCAUCUAUUUUGUCAUUGUCAUCUAUCAACUCCAUCUUUAGUAUCAUGAACAGUAUGCAGCUUGCAGUACUGUUGCCUCUAGUUCCUAACUACUUUUCAUCUAAAGUGUUAGAUUUCUUGAGCGGAAUGGGGUUCGUAAUGCUCUCAUUCGAUUUCAUCAAGUUCAAGGAUCUCCCAUUUGUGGAAUAUUUGACUAAUUGGGUGUCGUAUCCUCAAUCAGAAGAGUACUUGAAUAGCCUUGGAAUGAGGUCUGGGAGUUCAGUUGUCAAUUAUUUAUCACUGAUGGUCAUUAUUAUCAUUAUUGGAGUCUUUAAUUUUUGAAUUUUUCUGUGUAAUAUGUGAACAGAGAACUCGAAACAUACAAGAUGCAAAAGAUUUAUGAAAAAGUUGUUCAGGUUUUUAACUUUUAAUAUCUAUAUUAGAAUAUUCAUGCAGGCAUUUGCAUUCACAACUCUAUCUAUCUUCUCUGAACUUUAUAAUCUCAAUCUUGCGAGAACUGUGACAAAAAUAUCCUUUGGUUUAUGAGUAGUGUUUUCUAUUUGCACAAGUGUGCUGUUUAUUUUGUCGUUUAGAAUGUACUGAAUGUCAUUUCCUCAGAUUGACAGAGAGAAGUAUUGGCCAUGAAUUGAAUACUUCAGUGGAAUCAAGCCAACUAAAUAUUCAAAACUCUAUUCUAGUCUGUUUAUGUUGGUGAGAUUAUUGAUGACCUCAUUACUUAUAUUUUGCCAAGCCUCACGUCCAUAUGAAAGAGCCAUUUUCUUUUACUUGAUAAACAUUGCUUACUGAAUUUAUUUGAUUAUUAUAAGACCAUUUGAGAAUCAACAGGAUAAUAUUAUUGAGAUCAUUAACCAGACACUGUUUUGUUUCUUGGCAGUUCCAUUGUCAUGGCUUAAUACAAAACAAUCCUGGACUUCGUUUUAUGAACACUAUUAUACAUCAAUAUUGAUGAUCUCUCCAGCUAUUGGAAGCUUAAUAUGCUUUGCAUUCUUGAUAAAAUCAAUAGUAAUGUACAAACUAAAACAUAAAACCAAGAAGAAAGAGCAAAAUAUAGCUCCUAAAAAGCCCUCUGAUCAUCAUAGAGCACCCCAGAACCAAGAAUAUCCUCGUCCAGUACCUUCCCCUGACAUCAACAACCCUUCAGAGAGCAUGAACAGAAGUAGUGCUCCCAUUGUACCUCCUCGAGCCUCUCAAGGUCGGCCUUAUCAAAGAUCUCAUCCCAACCAAAUUCCAGUGACUAGAAAACUGUGAAUUCACACCUUCUGAAUGAUCAAUUAG
Molecule: messenger RNA, 2997 nt
Organism: Moneuplotes crassus
Lineage: Eukaryota; Ciliophora; Spirotrichea; Euplotida; Euplotidae
Source: the annotation of a GenBank genome assembly